This is a messenger RNA of Spirometra erinaceieuropaei, 954 nucleotides long. The record is from the annotation of a GenBank genome assembly. NCBI's taxonomy places the organism in Eukaryota, Metazoa, Platyhelminthes, Cestoda, Diphyllobothriidea, Diphyllobothriidae.
AUGCCCGAUCUACAGUUCACGAUGGAAGAGGAAGUAGAGGACAAACUUCCAUUUUUGGAUGUUCUCGUCUGCCGUCAACCAAAUGGCGAAUUAGCAACGUCGGUUUACAGAAAACCGACGAACACGCUGCGAAUUCUCAGCGACCACAGCAACCACCCGCCACAACACAAACGAAGCUGUGUCCGCACGCUGUACCGACGAGUGGAAACUCAUUGCAACACGCCAGCCGCCAAACUGAAUGAGAUAAAGCUCCUCCGAGAACUCUUCAGAGCCAAUGGCUAUCCGCUAGCAUUCAUUGAACGAAGCCGGAGGCAUCCAAGGAAACGGAACGAAGGGCAUAGUCAGCCAAACUCGUGGUGGAGCAUUCCGUACAUUAAAGGGGUCUCCGAAGUCGUGGCCCGAUCACUCGUGCCACUCGGAAUAGGUGUUGCCCACAGGCCUGACUCAACAAUCCGCCGGCAAGUGAUGCGGCCGAAAGAUCCGAUCCCUAAGCAGGAGAUGCCGGCCGUUGUCUACCGACUUCAAUGCAGCUGCGGAAGUUGCAACUACGUUGGGGAAACCGGCCGACGGCUGCAAACGCGAAUGCACGAGCAUAAGUUGGCCGUGCGAAGGUUGGACCCAACGUCGGAGGUAGCAACCCAUGCCGCGCAAAUGGGACACAUCUUCAACUUUGACGCCGUUGAGAUUGUGGGCCGGGGCAGCGAUCACACAGCAAGGCAAGUGCAAGAAGCCUGGAUGUCCACCGACCGCUCUAUCAACCGCCACAUCAAUUUGCCUCCCCCCUAUCUGACUUUACGAACCUUCUUAGCGGGGGACAGUCACGGCGCGGGACAAUCGGGGCCGUCCGUCAUCACCGCGGCCGUCGGGGGCGAUUCAGGUCACGGUGACAUGCGGGUUGGAUGCAGCCACACAGGCGGCAUUGGCGGAUCACGCAUUGGACAAAGGGCGCCAUAA